UUCCAUGACGACACGCGCGGCGCUAUAAGUAGCGGAGCUGCGGCGAGUCGGGCUUUGUCAGUCCCCUCAGUCUUCCUCAGCCUCCGCCGCCGCCGCUGUCCCUCUGCCAGCGCUCCGGCACCACCUCGGGCCGGCGGUUCUCCGCAGGAGGGAGUGAGGUGGCGGGCGGCCGGGCGGGCGGCUGACGGGGGCGGCGGGGACAGCGGCGGGGCGGCCGGCGGCCCUGCACGCUCGGCGGCGGCGUCUGGUCUCCAUGGGGUCUGCCCGCGGCGCCCGUGCGCUCUAAGGUGGACAGCAGAUUGUGCGUUUGUCAGGACAUUUUCACUGCUGCAGCAAGGGCACGCACAUCUUUCAGUGGGACUUGGAAUUCCUAGAGAAUUGCCUUUGUGAAAAGCUGGCAUAAUUUCUUUAAAUUUCAUCUCUUAGUUUCCCUUUUUGUUGUUUCAGAAAGAUAUCAAGGAACCAUGAACAACUUUAGUAAUGAAGAGUUUGACUGCCAUUUCCUGGAUGAAGGCUUUACUGCCAAGGACAUUCUGGACCAAAAAAUUAAUGAAGUUUCUUCUUCUGACGAUAAGGAUGCCUUCUAUGUUGCGGACCUGGGAGACAUCCUGAAGAAACAUCUGAGAUGGUUUAAAGCUCUUCCUCGGGUCACCCCCUUUUAUGCAGUCAAAUGCAAUGAUAGCAGAACCAUAGUGAAGACCCUGGCUGCCAUAGGGACGGGAUUUGACUGUGCCAGCAAGACUGAAAUCCAGUUGGUGCAGAGUCUCGGGGUGCCUCCAGAGAGGAUUAUCUAUGCAAAUCCUUGUAAACAAGUGUCUCAGAUUAAAUACGCUGCCAAUAAUGGAGUCCAGAUGAUGACUUUUGAUAGUGAAGUUGAGUUGAUGAAAGUUGCCAGGGCACAUCCAAAGGCCAAGUUGGUUUUGCGGAUUGCCACUGAUGAUUCCAAAGCAGUCUGUCGCCUCAGUGUCAAAUUUGGUGCCACACUCAAAACCAGCAGGCUUCUUUUGGAACGGGCGAAAGAGCUGGAUAUUGAUGUCAUUGGUGUCAGCUUCCAUGUGGGAAGUGGUUGUACUGAUCCGGAGACCUUCGUGCAGGCCAUCUCUGAUGCCCGCUGUGUCUUUGACAUGGGAGCUGAGGUUGGUUUCAACAUGUAUCUGCUUGAUAUCGGUGGUGGCUUUCCCGGAUCUGAGGAUGUAAAGCUUAAAUUUGAAGAGAUUACCAGUGUAAUCAACCCGGCGUUGGACAAGUAUUUUCCAUCGGACUCUGGAGUUAGGAUCAUAGCUGAGCCAGGCAGAUACUAUGUUGCAUCAGCUUUCACACUAGCAGUUAAUAUCAUUGCCAAAAAACGUGUAUUAAAGGAACAGACAGGCUCUGAUGAUGAAGAUGAGUCAAGUGAACAGACGUUUAUGUAUUACGUGAACGAUGGAGUGUAUGGAUCUUUCAACUGCAUCCUCUACGAUCACGCGCACGUGAAGCCUCUUCUGCAGAAGAGACCCAAACCAGAUGAGAAGUAUUAUUCGUCCAGCAUCUGGGGACCGACCUGUGAUGGCCUGGAUCGCAUUGUUGAGCGCUGUAACUUGCCCGAGAUGCAUGUGGGCGAUUGGAUGCUCUUUGAAAACAUGGGUGCUUACACUGUCGCUGCUGCUUCUACUUUCAAUGGAUUCCAGAGACCAACCAUCUAUUAUGUGAUGUCAGGGCCAACAUGGCAACUGAUGCAGCAAAUCCAGAACCAUGACUUCCCCCCCGGCGUAGAGGAGCAGGACAUCGGCACCCUGCCUGUGUCCUGUGCUUGGGAGAGUGGAAUGAAACGGCACCCAGCAGCCUGCGCUUCAGCUCGUAUUAAUGUGUAGAUACCAUUCUUGUAGCUGUUAACUGCGAGUUUAGCUUGAUUUAAGGGUUUGGGGGGGACCACUUAACUUAAUUACUGCUAGUUUUGAGAUGUCUAUGUGAAUAGGGUUGGCACAGAUGCAGCAACGUGGAAGACUAGGCGAUGGGGUCACACUUAUCUGUGUUCCUAUGGAAACUAUUUGAAUAUUUGUUUUAUAUGGAUUUUUAUUCACUUUUCAAACAUGCUACUAAAGCGUGCCCCUCAGCUGCUGAGCAAGCGUUUGUAGCUUGUGCAUUGGCAGAAAGGGCCAGAAGCUCAGUGCUGUGACCUGUUUGAAGUAAAGUAUAGGCACUGGGAAAUGUC
Molecule: messenger RNA, 2191 nt
Organism: Lagenorhynchus albirostris (white-beaked dolphin)
Lineage: Eukaryota; Metazoa; Chordata; Mammalia; Artiodactyla; Delphinidae
Gene: ODC1
Product: ornithine decarboxylase 1
Exons: 12
Coding region: 465-1850 (461 amino acids)
Cellular component (GO): cytoplasm
Molecular function (GO): ornithine decarboxylase activity
Source: RefSeq, a predicted model, not a curated record